UAUCGUACUUGUAUAUCGCUCAUUAAUCGCUAUACUUAUAUCUAUCUUCUUACAACAUUUUAUAUUGAGAUUAAGUGCUCUAGUAGAGAAACAUAUCUUUUUAUUUUUUUUCCUACAUUGGAAGGAAUAUUAUAGCCAAUACCCAUGUUCCAUAUACGGCUUUUUCCUUCUUUGUUACAAUAAAGAGUCAACAAAGCUAGCUUUCUAUAAAUAGAUAUAAAAUAAAGCAGAAAAAGAACCAAAGUAAAUUGUAAUUUGGACAGCUUCCAAGAAGACUCCUUCCAUAGCUUUGCACCUUUUGCUUCCUUACCAAAGAGGAAAAAGUAUAAAGUUGGUACACAGCAAGAUGGCUUCAACAGUGUUACUGGUAGUGGUUUUUGUGCUUGAUCUGAUUGCUUUUGGACUUGCUAUUGCUGCUGAACAAAGAAGGGCUACUGCGACUAUCAACAGAGAUGCAGAGUAUAAUCACUGUGUGUAUGAAUCAGAUAUUGCAACUGGUUUGGGCGUGGGUUCAUUCUUAUUCCUUUUAGCUAGCCAGCUCCUCAUAAUGUUGGCAAGUCGAUGUUUAUGCUGUGGGAGGGCACUGCGGCCUGGAAAAUCAAGAGCAUGGGCUAUUGUCUUAUUCAUCACCUGCUGGGUCACAUUCUUUAUUGCUGAAGUGUGCUUACUGGCGGCCUCCGUUAGGAAUGCCUAUCAUACAAAGUAUAGGACUUACUUGGCACAACAUCCUCCUUCAUGUGAGGUUUUGAGAAAGGGAGUCUUUGGUGCUGGCGCUGCUUUUAUUGUUUUCACUGGCAUUGUCUCUGAGCUUUUCUAUGUCAGCUACUCCAAAGCCGAUGAAGGAUCCAUUCCUCCAAGAAUGGAUGGUGGCAUAAGGAUGAACGCGUUCAGAUGAACCUAUCGAGGAGUAGGAGGUUUUGGUUGUACACUUGCUAAACUCUUGCAUUGACCUUGAUGUGCAGAAUUUGUGAAUGUGGUAUUAGUUUUGUGGGAAUUUGUGAAUGUGGUAUUAGUUUUGUGGUAUACUUAACCCUGUUGGGUUGGUGAUCUGACUUCGAUAGAAUUAGACAUUCUGAUUAUAUGUUGCGACUUAGAUAGGUAUGACUGCUAUAUCGUAAGUUCUGUUAUUAUGUUGAACAAAGUUUUUCUAGGGCCUGAUGGGGAAAAAUGCCAAUGUUCACCUUA
Molecule: messenger RNA, 1185 nt
Organism: Capsicum annuum
Lineage: Eukaryota; Viridiplantae; Streptophyta; Magnoliopsida; Solanales; Solanaceae
Exons: 4
Coding region: 347-895 (182 amino acids)
Source: RefSeq, a predicted model, not a curated record